Molecule: messenger RNA, 3709 nt
Organism: Mobula hypostoma (lesser devil ray)
Lineage: Eukaryota; Metazoa; Chordata; Chondrichthyes; Myliobatiformes; Myliobatidae
Product: zinc finger protein 729-like
Exons: 2
Coding region: 344-2500 (718 amino acids)
Source: RefSeq, a predicted model, not a curated record
GCCCCGCCUGCUCAUCUAGCGCAGCUUUCGGCACAGGCUGACUCGGGCAAGUCCCGCUUCGCUUCGACCACCUGACCCUGCUCAUGAGCUAGGGCCGAAAGGUGGACGGCGGCAAGGUGAACAUUUAUCUCCCCAUGCAAAUCGGAGUACAAUGUCCUUUAUCCACUGUAUCACCUAACAGGUGUAUAGCUUGCUGUCUUAGAACUGUAAAAGCAGUACAACUUAAUCAUUUUUAAGCAUAUUCCCAAAGGACUUAGGAAACUAUUCGCAAUAUUUAAAGAACAGAAAGAACAUUCAAAAAGGAAUACUCUCCAACGUGUUCAGUGUAAUAAACUAUUUCACUAUGGAUCCACAACUAACAGUGGUACAUCAUAAGGAGUUUGCAAACCAGAAUGAAGAAUGUGCUGCUGGGUUUAAUAGUGAAGAAAAAUUAGAAAUUGAAACGUUAAAUUACAAUUCCAGAAAUUUAACUUGUGUGCAUUGUGAUUUCACAUAUACUGAUCAUGAAAUUUUGGAAAAGCACCUUAGUUCAAUUCAUCCUGAAUUCUCUGAUUUAACAAAUAUUGUGAUUUAUCAGAAAACUGCCAAAUUGUUCCAUUGUCAGUUGUGUUUCUUCACAAACAAAGUGUAUAGUGAUGUUUACAAUCAUGUUGCAAAGCAGCACCCAAAGUUGAGCAAAAGUGAAAUAGCUUCCCAGAUAAAAGAGCCAAGUGAAGGAACAGGCCGUGAAACAAACAAACAGCCACGAGCCACAAAGAGAAAACCAAAAGAAUCCAAAGUGAUUGAAAAAGGUAAGUCUACAAAAAGGAGAAGAAGAGGACGAAGAAAACGUACAGAAACAACUGUGAGCACCAUUGAAUUAAAUCCUCCAAAGCCACCGGAGACAGGCUUGAGUGCAGUUGAAGGACAGCCUGUUAAGAGAAAACCUGGAAGACCAAAGCGUAAAGUAGAAGAAACAAAAACUGAUUUAAACUGUUCAAAAUGUGGAAUUCGGUUUGGCAGUCUUAAUGAACUAAAUGUCCAUAAUUGUCAGAAGAAAAAGAUGAAAGAUUCUAACACUCCACCAUUUGAUUUUGAGCAUUCCGAAUACAGUGGUCGAUACUCAACUCAGUACGGAUCCACCCGUAAAUCUGCAGUUUCAAAUAUCAAUUCUAAAGAGCCAGCAGGUUUGAAUAAAUCUGAGAAGUCAGCAGUUUUGAGUAAUCCUGAGAAACUGACCAUUUCAAAUAAUCCUGCAGAUAAUGCCGUUCCAAAUAACCUCAAUGAAUUGACAAAUUCAACUAAUGCCAAAAACCUGACAACUUCACAAGAUUCAGCAGAGACAUCUGAAGAAAAAAAUUAUGUGAAAAGUUUACAUGAAAAUGUUAAGUAUGUCAGAGGAACCUUUUUCUGUAAUUCUUGUAAAUUCCAUUGUAAAAGCAAAAGUAGUGCCCUGUAUCAUGUUGUAAGAGUACAUGACAAGCCUUAUCCAUAUAAAUGUGGUGAAUGUGGAAGAUGCUUUGUUAUGGACAAGGAGCUUCAAAGGCAUAUGUCAGUUCAUACUGGAGAAGCUUACUACAAAUGUUCUAAAUGUGAUUUUGAAUCCGAUUAUGCCAGAGCAUUUAAGAAUCAUGAAAAGCAGUGUACUGCUCAACAGAGAGAAGAUAAUUAUUCAGAAAACACUGAUGCUAAGAAACAACAGAGUACAGUACAAGACGUAAAGUCAAUCAGUUCAGAACCGCCUUCAAUCGAGCCUCUCAGUUUUGGUAAGGAAGAACUACAACCACAGGAAAAGUCUGUGUCAAAAGUGGAAUCUUCAGAAACUGUUUUAUCAGCAGAAGGUAAAUGUGUAGAGCUGAGUGCUGACCAGAUUCAGGGCUCAAAUUUGCAAUGUUUGAAAACAGAAGAGCCUACGGUAGCUCCUCAACAAGAUACUGCAUCUUUAAAAGAGAUCAUAUCUUGUCUUGAAUGUGGAAAAACAUUCGAAGAACAGGACAUGUACCAAAAGCACAAAGUUCUGCAUGCAGUACAAAAGCCACUAAUUUCUGAGUUCACUCGUGAUGGAUCAGUAUCAAGUGAUGUGGAAAAAAAUACGGAAAGAAAAACUUUCAGUUGCAUUCCUUGCAAUAUCAAGUAUCAAAGUGAAGAGGAUUUACAGCACCAUCUGAAUAUUCAUAAACCAAAUACUGAAGGCAAAAACUUUAACUGUGAGAUCUGUAGUGCCAGAUUUGAAAAACAAAUUGAUUUGCGUGAUCAUCUAAAAAUACACAAACAAAAUAUUUCAAAGACUAAUCAAGCUAAUAUGGCUGAUAACCGAACACUUUAUAAAUGUCAUUACUGCCCUUACAGCACUUACCUCUUUGUAAAUUACAUUGGACAUGUCAAGAUAGCGCAUUCAAAUGAAUUUCCUAUCCAUUGCACAUCCUGCGGAGAUGGAUUUCAGCUUCCAGGUGAACUAAGAAAACAUAAAUGUCAGCAGAGUCAAAGUGGCAGUGUAAUAUCUAAUCAGGGAGAUGAAUAAAGUUUUUAAUAUAAAAAUGUUAAAAUGGAGUGGUAUUCUAAUUCCCAGUACGAAUAUUCCUUUUGUGCGUAAAUAAUUUUAAAUACAUAUUUUCAAUUUGAAGAAGGUGAUCUGGAUAAGGGACACAUGGUGAAGCGUGGUUCAAUUCUGGAUAUCAGUAUUGUUUAAAGUCUUAGUGUUGUGAGGCUCUGUCAUAAAUAAACCUUACAUGAUUUUAAAAUGUGGUCAUUUACUAGUGCCCUUCAUUUCUUGUGUACGCCUUUAAUAUUGGGAUGUACCGUAUUUCUGGCUGAUUACUGAGGGAAUAUGUAACCUACAAGUAUUUAAUAGCAUUUUUCAUCUCUGACUGGACUUUUGCACAUAGAAGUAAUGGAAGAACAAUGUACCCUUGGUUAUAAGCGAUGCAUUGCUGGACUGAAGAAUUCUUAGUCUGAGCAAUGCAUCUUAGCAAUUGCAUUAACUACUUCUUUCAACUCAUGAAAAUUUAGUUAGCAUUUUUAUUGAUUGCUGAGACGUCAUUUCAGUGCUUACUUAAGCCUAGUGGCAAAUUACAAAUUUCCUAUUCUUGUGUUCUCUGUGCAGUUGAUUAGUAAUUCUGUUUAACUAGAUAGAUAAACUUGGAAUAUCAUGCUUUUUUUGUUGUAGAGACAAAACCUAGAAAAAAACUUCUUUUCAUAUUAUUAGGAAAAGGAAAUGUAAUAUUUUGUUUCUGCUGUAUCCUAACAUGCUGUACAAUGUGUGACUGUUAAAAUACUUUAAUUAAAUUAGCUUAAAAUUCCUUCUGGCUUUAGCAGGUUGUUCGUAAGCCUGUAACUACCAAGUGAGUUUGUCAAUGGAAUUUCCGUUUCCACUAGUAACAUAGGUAUUUGCUUAUUGUACAGAUUUUUAAUUUUGUGUUGAUGUCUGUUAGCUCACUAUUGUAAUUAGUGAAGGGUUAUAUUAGGUUAACUUUGUUUUUAACAACAAAUUAUAGUUUAAAUUUUUGUGUAUACUAACAGUAUUAGCCAUCUACUAAUGAGAAUUUGGUGCUGAAUAUUUCUGAGAUUAUUUCAGUGUAUUAUUGGCUUUUUGUUAGCUUUGUCCAUUCAACUAUCAAUAUGUCUUGCAGUACUUUUUGUAAGUAAAUGGGUAACCUUUAACAUCAAAAAUCCAGAUGAUUAAUGUUUUGAUAAUCUGUUUUGUUAAUGUAAUAAAAUAUUAAACAUUGUA